UCCGCCUUCCUCUUCCCGUCGGUCAUUUUAACUUUUUAGGUCUUUGUUCACAGACUCCCAGGCUUCAGGGCGCUGGUGAUGAGUCGGAGGAGGCCUGGGAGGCAGCGCGCCUGCUGUGCGGGGUGUGUCUGAGGCUCCUUGAGCCCAACAGCCCGAGAUUGGCGUCCCCGUGCCUGCCGGACUCCUCUCUGCUCACAGCGUCCCCGCAGCCGGACCCCAUUUCACCCUCCAGCCUUGGGGACCGGCCUCUCAGGUCCCGCCGCCCAGGUCCCCGCGCGCAGAAUGGUGAGUCCCUCGUGGGUGACACAGGGCUGAUGGGGGAAGAGGGUGAAAGGCUGCAGGGCCGCCUUGUCAGGACGUGAUGGGGCGACUGCGCAGGGAGGACUCGGGAACCCGGUCCUGUUGUGGGUGUAAAGGCAACAGAGAGACGAGGUUAUGAACUUUGAGGACGUGGCCAUUGCCUUCUCUCAGGAAGAAUUGGGGAUCCUUGAUGAGGCUCAGAGACUUCUGUACUGCGAUGUGAUGCUGGAAGUUUUUGCAGUUGUAUCUUCUAUAGGUUGUUGGCAUAAAAUGGAAGAUGAGGAGGCCAGUCCUGAUCAGAGUGUAUACAUACAAGGAGAGUCACGGGUCAGGGCUUCUAAGACAGCUGCAGCCACCCAGAAGACCUUUCUGUGUAAGCAGUGUUUCUCUGUGUUACAACAUAUUUUGCACCUGACUGGGUCACAUGCAGCAGAUUUUGAGCAGAAAGCCUUCUGUAGCGACGCAUGCGUUGGAGACUUCUGUUUCAGUGCAAACCCUCACCAGCAACAGAGGAAUGAAUGUGGACAGGGGCCCUGGAAACAAGCUAUGGACAGGGCCUCCUUUGUGAACAGGUGCAGCUUCUCCUUAUCUUUGGUGACUUCAACCAGCAGGGAGGUUGGUAAAGACUUGCAAUCCAACUCAGAGCUUCCCCAGCACCAGGCUACUCUCAAGACUGAGGAGCUACACUGUGGCAGUGAGAUUUCACAGGAAUUUCUUGAUGGAAAAAGUCAUCACCAGUGGGGUGACUGUGAAAACGCUGCCAGCCACAGCCUGAAAGAUGUUAAAUGUCAGGGUGCAUAUUCUGGAGAAGUAAUUUUUGAGUGUGACAAAUGUAGGGAAGUGUUUAGACGAAUCUUUAACCUCAUUCAACAUAAGAGAGUUCACACUGGAGAACAGCUGUAUGAGUGUCGUGAAUGUGGGGUUUCCUUUCGUCUGAGAGCUCACCUCACAAGGCACCACAGAGUUCACACGGGAGAGAAGCCAUAUGAGUGUAGUGAAUGUGGGAAGUCUUUUAGCCAAAAAUCAAAUCUUAUUGAACAUCUGAAAGUUCACAGUGGAGAGAAGCCAUAUGAGUGUACUGAAUGUGGGAAGUCUUUUAGCCGAAAAUCUAACCUCAUUAUGCAUCUGAAAGUUCACACUGGAGAGAAGCCAUAUGAGUGUACUGAAUGUGGGAAGUCUUUUAGCCGGAAAUCUAACCUUAUUAUGCAUUUGAAAGUUCACACUGGAGAGAAGCCAUAUGAAUGUACUGAAUGUGGGAAGUCCUUCAGUGCAAGAAGUACACUCAUUAAACACCAGAGAGUUCACACUGGAGAGAAGCCAUAUGAGUGUACUGAAUGUGGGAAGUCUUUUUGCCAAAAAUCUAGUCUUAUUAAACAUCUGAGAGUUCACAGUGGAGAGAAGUGUUAAAUGUGCAGGAAAUGUUUUGUUUUAUUCACUUAGAAUAGUAACACUGAAGGUGACUCUUUGGAACCUAUUUUCCUGAAUUGAAACCCCCCACUCCUUUUUUUUAAAAAAUAUAUUUUAUUGAUUUUUUACAGAGAGGAAGGGAGAGGGAUAGAGAGUUAGAAACAUCGAUCAGCUGCCUCCUGUACACUGCCUACUGGGGAAGUGCCCGCAACCAAGGUACAUGCCCUUGACCGGAAUCGAACCUGGGACCCUUGAGUAUGCAUGCUGAUGCUCUAUCCACUGAGCCAAACUGGUUAGGGCUGAAUUGAAACCCUUUUAAUGGCACAUACACUCUGCUAGAUUCCUCACAAGUUUCCAAUACAACUGAGGCUUGAAGGAGGUGCAUUGCACUUGGUAACAUGCCCAGAUCUAACACCCGAUUAAUUUGUGGCUGAAGAGGUUUCGCCUCUACCACCUGGCUCACCUGAAGACUGUGUAUCAGUCCCAACCCCUGUGUGCUCAGGGGACAUGUAUUCUGUGUUCUCACUUGUGCUUGAGAACAUUAUGAUUAUUCCAGCUCCUGACGGGAUCUUCAUUCCUUUCUCUCGGAGGAGGUAAUGCACCUGACCCAGGGUUCAUCCAGGGCACCCAUCCCCAGCUAAGAAGUGCUGCCUCUGUCAGGGACAUGUGGUUUGCACAUUAUGCUGUGAUGAAUUGUUUCAGGUUCUAAUUCACCAACCUGCAAACCGCUUGCUGUGCUCUGUCUGGUUUGUGAUCUUUUAGUAAAGGUGUUUUUUCUUUUGUACCUUUAAUUGUCCUGGUUAUAUUCAAUUCCAGGGAUGAUUGUCAAGAACAAUUAUGAUCUAACAUCGUAGAAUUAACAGAUACUGUGUGAAUCCCAACAUUUCUGUGCUUUAGCAGGGACAGCAUCAUGCCAGAAAAUCACUCUUUGACCAAUAUUGGCGUAUAGUGCAUUGCUGCCCACGGCCUUGAAAGAAAGGCUGCAUGACUUUGUGGUUCUAA
Myotis daubentonii (Daubenton's bat) is the source of this 2709-nucleotide messenger RNA. RefSeq names its product zinc finger protein 416-like. Gene Ontology annotation, cellular component: nucleus. Gene Ontology annotation, molecular function: DNA-binding transcription activator activity, RNA polymerase II-specific; RNA polymerase II cis-regulatory region sequence-specific DNA binding. The record is from RefSeq and is a predicted model, not a curated record. NCBI's taxonomy places the organism in Eukaryota, Metazoa, Chordata, Mammalia, Chiroptera, Vespertilionidae. Gene Ontology annotation, biological process: regulation of transcription by RNA polymerase II.